AUCUCAUUCGCGGUUUCAACAGCCGAGAAAGAGGGCUCGUUGGAGACGGCGAGGAGGGCCCGGAGGCGGCAACCCGGACUUGGCCCGCCAUCUUCCGGAGGGAACGCCGAGAAAGAGGGCUCGUUGGAGACGGCGAGGAGGGCCCGGAGGCGGCAACCCGGACUUGGCCCGCCAUCUUCCGGAGGGAACGCCGAGAAAGAGGGCUCGUUGGAGACGGCGAGGAGGGCCCGGAGGCGGCAACCCGGACUUGGCCCGCCAUCUUCCGGAGGGAACGCCGAGAAAGAGGGCUCGUUGGAGACGGCGAGGAGGGCCCGGAGGCGGCAACCCGGACUUGGCCCGCCAUCUUCCGGAGGGAACGCCGAGAAAGAGGGCUCGUUGGAGACGGCGAGGAGGGCCCGGAGGCGGCAACCCGGACUUGGCCCGCCAUCUUCCGGAGGGAACGCCGAGAAAGAGGGCUCGUUGGAGACGGCGAGGAGGGCCCGGAGGCGGCAACCCGGACUUGGCCCGCCAUCUUCCGGAGGGAACGCCGAGAAAGAGGGCUCGUUGGAGACGGCGAGGAGGGCCCGGAGGCGGCAACCCGGACUUGGCCCGCCAUCUUCCGGAGGGAACGCCGAGAAAGAGGGCUCGUUGGAGACGGCGAGGAGGGCCCGGAGGCGGCAACCCGGACUUGGCCCGCCAUCUUCCGGAGGGAACGCCGAGAAAGAGGGCUCGUUGGAGACGGCGAGGAGGGCCCGGAGGCGGCAACCCGGACUUGGCCCGCCAUCUUCCGGAGGGAACGCCGAGAAAGAGGGCUCGUUGGAGACGGCGAGGAGGGCCCGGAGGCGGCAACCCGGACUUGGCCCGCCAUCUUCCGGAGGGAACGCCGAGAAAGAGGGCUCGUUGGAGACGGCGAGGAGGGCCCGGAGGCGGCAACCCGGACUUGGCCCGCCAUCUUCCGGAGGGAACGCCGAGAAAGAGGGCUCGUUGGAGACGGCGAGGAGGGCCCGGAGGCGGCAACCCGGACUUGGCCCGCCAUCUUCCGGAGGGAACGCCGAGAAAGAGGGCUCGUUGGAGACGGCGAGGAGGGCCCGGAGGCGGCAACCCGGACUUGGCCCGCCAUCUUCCGGAGGGAACGCCGAGAAAGAGGGCUCGUUGGAGACGGCGAGGAGGGCCCGGAGGCGGCAACCCGGACUUGGCCCGCCAUCUUCCGGAGGGAACGCCGAGAAAGAGGGCUCGUUGGAGACGGCGAGGAGGGCCCGGAGGCGGCAACCCGGACUUGGCCCGCCAUCUUCCGGAGGGAACGCCGAGAAAGAGGGCUCGUUGGAGACGGCGAGGAGGGCCCGGAGGCGGCAACCCGGACUUGGCCCGCCAUCUUCCGGAGGGAACG
This is a messenger RNA of Schistocerca nitens (vagrant locust), 1366 nucleotides long. RefSeq lists its product as uncharacterized. NCBI's taxonomy places the organism in Eukaryota, Metazoa, Arthropoda, Insecta, Orthoptera, Acrididae. The record is from RefSeq and is a predicted model, not a curated record. The transcript has 16 exons. The annotation marks the transcript as partial.